CAGGUCAAAGGUUGGAGAUUACCAAAAACGACUGAAAGCAAACACUGCCGUUGCAUCCAACCAUUCACACCAGCCCAUCUGCAAGUACGAUAUCAGCUCAACUACCAGACUCAGUGUACCCACGCGAUCAUCUGGUUAUCUUUGCCCGACCGCCAGCAGUCUCUCUCCAGCAGUCUUCCCGUUUACCUUUCGACAUGCAGCAAAACACCAUGAUAUGGACGGCCUCGGCCGCAGCUCUCGCGACUGGUCUUUUGGCAUACGCUGUGUACUUUGACCACCAGCGCCGCACAUCCUCCGAGUUCCGUCGUCAGCUGCGCCGCAACGAGCGCAAGCAGGCGCGCGUUGAGAAGGACGGCGCCGAGGCUGCCGAGGGCCAACGCCUCGAGUUGAUUAGGCAAGCUGUCGACGAGAUCAAGCUGGCCGGCUUCCCAACCGGCGUUGAGGAGAAGGAACAAUUCUUCAACGAGCAGGUCACCAUCGGCGAGGCCCUCGCCAACGAUCCCACAAAAACCAUCGAGUGUGCGCUGCACUUCUACUGCGCCCUCAAGGUCUACCCGAGCCCGGGAGACCUGAUUCCUAUUUACAACAGCAUCGUGGCCAAGCCCACUCUUGAUGUCCUGGCCGAGAUGAUUGCAUACGACAAGGAGCUGAAGUUGACGGCUGCCUCGGCACCGGCCGCUGCCGCCGGCAAGGCUGGACCGUUAGAUGACGUCGUCGACGUCGAUGUCGAUGACAUGCCUCCCGCCGCCGGUCUUGACUAGACUUGAGACAGCUCGAAUGUCGAUGCAAACUCGAGACAUCUCAUCGGCACCCAUCCUAGUCUUUACGAUCCGAAAUGAACAUUUGCACCCUCGAUCCAGCCAAAGAAAUGAUGAAACCUCGAUUCGACAUCCAUCCAGCAACCGCGUGUUACGAACAGCAAGAAAAGAAAAAGGCACCUAUAGUGUCCACCCAUCUAUUUACCCAGUCGUUUCUCGAUCGGGUUGAAAUUUUUUGUAACAAUACAGGGAAUCCCCCGAAAAAAAACAAAAGGAGGUCGUUUAGCCUGGGGGGCCCUCCCAUAUUCUGUAGAACACUUUGUAUAUACUGUAGACAUCAUCGCCCUGGGCGAUCAGGGGCGAUAUUGCGCAGAAUUCUCUAAUGAUCAACGGCAUGAUGCUAAUUUCUUUCUUUCUUUUUUUUUUAUUGCACUUUGUGACAAGCACAGAUGUCCAGAGUGUUAUAGACUAGAACUAGAGUCAUCAUAUGCACUAGGCUUCUAUAGGCCUUCCCUUUCUAUCCACCCUCUGGUCACGGGGAUCGAAGCCUCCGUUGCCCCAGGUAGCCCACUCAGGCGUCUCGGGUCCCAUGUAGUCCUCAGGGCUGAAGUCUCCAUGUGGUCCCUUCUCCUCCAGAAGCUGGAAAAACUUUUCGUAAUCGAUACGGGUGUGCCAUUUGCCAUCCACCAAGAAACGCUCGCUAGCCAGAAGCACGCAGCAGCUGUGUGCGUGCUCUGCCGCGAGACCGUACGCCAGACCCCUCUUGCGUAGUGACUUUUCAAGCGCAGUGACGAAUUCCGUCACUUCGUGGUAGAAGGGUACGUUGGACAUGCUCAAACCGGCGCCUGCAGAAGUUGAUGUGCCACAGUAUGUGACGCCCUUGACCUCCACAAAGCACGGCAUGGCCUUUUCAACCAUGUCGGCAUAGCCCUCGACUUCGUCCUCGACGUUGAAGCCCUUGACGAGAGUGAGUCUGAAGACAGUGCGUUGUCGGAACCUCUUCUCCCGUAGGAUAUCCAAGCAACGCUGCAGGCGCUCCCAAAAGUCGCGAUGU
This is a messenger RNA of Pyricularia grisea, 1812 nucleotides long. RefSeq lists its product as uncharacterized. The record is from RefSeq and is a predicted model, not a curated record. The coding region runs from base 195 to 761 and encodes 188 amino acids. Gene Ontology annotation, biological process: protein targeting; tRNA import into mitochondrion; protein import into mitochondrial matrix. Gene Ontology annotation, cellular component: mitochondrial outer membrane translocase complex; mitochondrial outer membrane. Lineage: Eukaryota; Fungi; Ascomycota; Sordariomycetes; Magnaporthales; Pyriculariaceae. The transcript is spliced from 4 exons. Gene Ontology annotation, molecular function: transmembrane protein transporter activity.